Molecule: messenger RNA, 778 nt
Organism: Vigna umbellata (rice bean)
Lineage: Eukaryota; Viridiplantae; Streptophyta; Magnoliopsida; Fabales; Fabaceae
Source: RefSeq, a predicted model, not a curated record
CUACCUACUUAUAGACAUUUAUUGUGCUUCUACAUCAAUGAAAUUUUGCACAGCUAAUCUAUUUUCUCAGGGUCUUGAAGAUAAAGCUUGGAGGACAAAACAAAGUAGUGUACAACUUCUUGGUGCUAUGGCUUACUGUGCUCCUCAACAGUUGUCUCAGUGUCUCCCUAAGAUUGUUCCCAAAUUGACUGAGGUUUUGACUGAUACUCAUCCUAAAGUCCAGUCAGCUGGGCAAAUGGCCCUUCAACAGGUUGGGAGUGUCAUAAAGAAUCCAGAAAUAUCUGCUCUUGUCCCUACUCUACUUAAGGGGCUCAGUGAUCCAAAUGAGCAUACAAAAUAUUCCCUUGAUAUUCUUCUCCAAACAACCUUUGUUAAUUCAAUUGAUGCGCCUUCACUUGCAUUAUUAGUACCAAUAGUACAUCGAGGGUUGAGGGAACGUAGUGCUGACACCAAAAAGAGGGCAGCCCAAAUAGUUGGAAACAUGUGUUCCUUGGUUACAGAACCGAAGGAUAUGAUUCCAUAUAUAGGAUUGCUACUUCCUGAAGUAAAAAAGGUGCUUGUGGAUCCUAUACCUGAAGUUCGGUCAGUUGCUGCUAGAGCCAUUGGAUCCCUUAUAGGAGGAAUGGGUGAAGAAAAUUUCCCUGAUCUUGUCCCGUGGUUGUUUGAUACAUUAAAGUCUGAUAAUAGUAAUGUUGAACGCUCUGGAGCAGCACAAGGGCUGAGCGAGGUCAAAUUUUUUCUUUUAAUACAUUUUACGUUUUAAGGCCUUUGGAAUUUC